AUGGCCCUCCCCUUCAGCGAACAAAGAGACAUCAAACCCUUCCUCGAGUCAGGCCUCAUCUGGCAAAACCGCAUCCCCGACGGCUGGGUCGGCACCAAGUUCCUAGGCAAAGGCGGCUUCGGCGUCACAGGACUAUGGGAAUACAAAGGCGACCCGGCAAAAGCGCCGGCCAUCACCAAAGUCGUCAUCAAGAUGACCGAACUCCUCUCCGAGGACUACCAAGGGACCAGCGUGGAUACCCGCCCGCGCAAAGAUCGAUUGUUCGAGGGACGGAUUCUGGAAAGACUGAGUCAGCGCCGUAAUGGACAUGUCGUGCGGAGUUUUGGGGGGAAUCGUACUGGUGAUCGGUUUGGGGAUAUGAGGGAGGUGGUGAAGAUUUUUAUGGAGUUUUGUCCCGGGGGGGAUGUGGAUGUUUUUUUGCCGAAGAGUUAUCCGGUUAAGGGGGAGGUGGGUGGGAUGGGGCUGGAGGAGGUGGAUCUUUGGGCGCUGUUUUGUUGUAUGGCGGAGGGGGUGGGGGUUAUUGCUGAGAUGAUGGAUAGGACGACGGGGUAUGCGGGGUUCUUGAGGAAGAGGGAGUUGGUGCAUAUGGAUUUGAAACCGGAUAAUGGUAUGUUUGUUUUCAUCAGCUUUGAAUGGUUGGGGGGUGAGGGGACGAGGGUGAGAGGGAUUCGUGCUAAUGAGUGGUGGUGUUGUAGUUUUCUUUGGGUAUAGGAAUAAGGAUCAUCAGAGGUUGCCGAUUGCUAAAGUAGGUUCUUGUUGCUUGGAUUGUGUCUUGGUGGUGUGUCUGUUGCUGAUAUAUUUGCGUCCUUAGCUAGCGGACUUCGGUGAAGCGAUGGAUGUUAGAGAGGUUAGCAGACAGGACGAUGCGUAUGGAGGUCGUACAUUUCAAAGGGGAUUCGAUAGUUUCAGACCACCAGUACGUUGCAUUCUUAAAUUCCACUUUUUCAAAGGAAACCCCAAAACACGAUAUUGCCUCAUCCCCCUUCAUUCUCAACGACGGGGAUCCUAGAAAACCCAUGCGAAGAUUAAAUUAAUCAAUCCCACAGGAAGAAGUCUACCGCUAUCGCUGGUCGUCCUGGGAUGCAACCAAGUACCCCAUCAAACCCCGCAAAGGAAACUGCAGCAACGUCUGGCAAAUCGGCGCCAUCAUGAACUCCCUCAUCACCCGCCGUCGUCUAAACUUCAACCCCGCCAACGCUAAAGAAAUGGCCAUGUUCUACCCGGACGACCGCCUGCUCUCCCGCCGUCCCCUCUGCUCCGAUGUCCUGAAGACGAAUCAUAAUUCCAGUCAGUGCUUGGAACCAGAAUACACUUCCGCGACCGCGAGCGCGAGUGCCAGCGCCAGCGUAAACCGACCCACAGCCUCACAACGCAAACGCAAGCGUACUCUAACGCUAACUCGACAUCAUCCGGAAGAGCAAGAGCAAAAAGACGAAGGCAUCCCCAUCGCCGGAAAAAAGUACUCCAACAGCCUCCUAAACCUCACACAAGAAUGUCUCCUCCGCGAGCCUCUUCUCCGACCCUCCUACAAAUCCCUUUUGAAACGCGCCAAACUCGGCUACGAGAACGCAAAGAAGAGUGUUGAUCCCAAGAACUUCUCUACCGCGAAAGAUCAGACGCUCCCCCCGCCGUCGUUUGACCUUGCUACGAUUCCUUUUGAGGAACCGUUUGCGAAUGAGCCGCCGAGUGAGUUUUUGUUUGGUGCGAUGGAGAGGGAGAGGGGAAGGGAGAGGGGAGAGGGGUUUAGGAGGGUGGUUAGGGUGGGGAGGGAGGAGGAGGGGAGGAAGAGGAAGAGGGAGGGGGAAAGUGGGGAANGACGGCGCCGGGGAGUAGCACGGCUGUUGAGGAGGAAGGGGAGGGUGCGGGUCCGCCCAUGCCGAUUCUGAGGGGUGGGACGUGGGGGGGUUUGUGGAAGUAGGGGAGGGGGAGGUGGUUUGUAUAUUUCGUCUUGUAUAACCCUUUUUGGGGGGUUUUGGUUGUAUAUGGCAUAUUGGAUGGAGUCGGUAGUUGGAGCGUUAACGGAAAGAGUCGUUGGUUUGACAGUAAGAAGAUACAAUGAUAAAGAUAGAGAUGCCGAGUUCUUCUAA
Molecule: messenger RNA, 2087 nt
Organism: Hymenoscyphus albidus
Lineage: Eukaryota; Fungi; Ascomycota; Leotiomycetes; Helotiales; Helotiaceae
Source: the annotation of a GenBank genome assembly